AUGGAGCGUUCUUCUGAGGCCACGGUGGGGGAGGAAGUCGGAGCCGAAGAUGAGCAGCAACGACAACAACGACAACAACAGCAUGACGGCCUCGAUCCAGAUGAUACCGCGUCACAACAUGCCUCUGGUAGACCUGGCCUUUUCAAGCGACUAUGGACAAAAGCCGGGCUUGACCUUCCGACAUUGAUGAUGAUGCUAAAAGGAGCCAUUGCGCCGACCAUCGCACUAGCAGCAUACGAGAGUGAUGCCUGGGCUCGAGAAUAUUCAACUCUUGGAUAUCUUUCCGCGAUUAUGACCACCCUCACGCUGCCAAUUCUCCCUCGAGGAAAGUUCUUGCAGAACCUCUUGACUGCAACCUUUGCCGUCUGCCUAGGGGCUGCUAUGACACUGCUGACGAUCCGAUGCACCGUAGCUGCGCGAGAGUCGAGAUCUCGAGCGUCGCAAGAGGGCACCUCGGGCAGCCAAGAGGCACGGAGCUAUAGUACGGCAGCAAAUGCGACCGCUGUGGCCUGGCUAUUCUUCAACUUAUGGUUCGCCAAUACCCUGAGAGCCGCCCGGCCUCAGCUGAUGAUAGUGAGUAUUCUAUACACCAUUUUUAUGGUUGUCGCUUUGACAUAUGCACCGAAAUUUACAACCAUGGCUGUUGGGAUGGCGUUUGUAAAGAGACUACUAAAGACCUUUCUGACCGGAUUUGCAUUGUCUACUGGGGUGUCACUCUUCAUAUUACCUGUCUCAUCUCGAAUGGUCUGUCAGAAGCAGAUGGCUGGUGUCUUGAACCUGUUGAAGACCUGCAUAAGCAUCCAUAACUCAUAUCUUCAGCAAAUUUCGGCUUAUCAGCAGGAAGCGGCCUUGGCCGAUGGGAAGAACGGCGCAUCGAGGGGACCUGCAGACUCUGCGGCGUCUGCUCAGCAAGCUCAAGCAUUGUCCGCCAAACUCAAGACAACUCUUCACGAGACCUCAAAUCUAUUUGGAAUGUUAAAGAUUGAGAUUGGCUUUGCAAAAAAAGAAAUUGGCUUUGGAAAACUACGUCCUGAAGACUUUUCUAUGAUAUGGGUGCGCAUACAGCAGAUUUUCCUUCCAAUUGCCGGCCUGUCCACGUUCGCGGAUAUCUUGGAAACCGUCAGACGACACAAGGUGGAAGGGGAAGAUCUGCUCCAAGACGCCGGUCUCGUGGACGCCAUCCAUAAACUGGAAGCGGAUGAAUGGCAUGAAGUUGUGGCCAUGUCCCGAGAGCCUUUCACCAGGGUCAAGGCGAGCCUGGCUGAUGGUAUUGCCCAUGCGCAGUAUGUCCUCGAGCUCGUGCCCCGACCCAAAACUUCCAAAAUCAAGGAUCUGGAAAAGAAUGCCGAUGCAGCACCGGCUCCAGGCGACCCCAAGUUUGCCGAGCACCUGAAAGCCGAGAUAAAACUAUUUGAAGAACAUCGCGAGGGCACGAUGCGAAGAUGGUGCGAGAAGAAAGGCAUCGAUGUCCCUGCUAAAUUCUGGGAGGAUCCGUCGGCGCAAUACAAUUUCGAAGGAGCCGCUUCUCUUGACGAAACCAUACGCAAUAAACACAACCACCAGCAACUCUAUUUGAUACUUUACCUUGAAUAUCUUCUCUACUCAAUCUGCCUGUCCAUUCUAGAUUUGGUCGUUUUCGCAGAUUCUAAGGUCCAGGAUGGGACCAUGAGCAAAAUGCGCCUCAUCUUUCCGGGAUGGCGACGGAUCAAGAACUUAUUCAAGCACAUGUUCACGCAGGAGGACUCCGAACCAGCUUUACCUGACGGAGAUGCUACCGGAGUCGUCAUCUGGCCCGGUGAAUCGGUUUUCGGAAAUAGAGACCCAGAACACUUGCCCCCGACGAACUUGUACCAACGCAUGACCGACUAUCUACGAGCGAUCCCUCGCGUCCUAGGCUCUGAUGCCUCGUCGUUUGGCUUCCGCGCUGCUGUCGCCAGUGUCUCCAUAGCUAUUCUUGGAUAUCUCAGGCCGACACACACGUUCUACAACGAACAGCGGGGAGUCUGGGCUGUCAUCAUGGUCGCCAUCUCCAUGGGCCCGACUGCCGGCGCAGGCGUACAGGGAUUUCUGUUCCGCAUCGGCGGUACAGUAAUUGCCAUGGUCGUAUCGAUUGCGAUAUGGUACAUGGGGGACCAGAAACCAGCUGCCAUCAUACCUCUGCUGUACAUUGCGAUAGUGUGCGGAUUCUAUGUCGUCCUCAAAAAGCAAAAGUACCUAAUCUCGGGCGUCAUUUCGAUCGUGACGCUCGUCUUGAUCGUGGGCUAUGAACUUCAGGAUUUGAAGAUCGGCACAAAAUUACUGACCAGCAACGGUCAAAAAUACUACCACAUCUACGUCCUUGCGCCCUACCGACUGGCCACCGUCGUGAUCGGGUUGACAGUAGCAUUCAUAUGGACCUACCUGCCCUACCCGGUGACUACGCGGUCCACGUUGCGAAAGGACCUCGGCUCCGCACUGUACCUGCUAGGUAACUACUACGCCUGUACACACAGCAACGUGGAAAUGAAACUCCGGCUCGGCGCACACGCCGACGACGCCGACAAGAACAGCCCGAUGCGCAAGCUCGACAAGGCACGCAUCCAGUGCUUCACCAAGAUGCUGACGAUGCUCAACAAGCUAAGACAGCAUUCGGACUUCAUCGUCUACGAGCCGACGUUUGGCGGGAAGUUUCCCAAGCAGACCUACGACGGACUCAUUGUCCAUCUGCAGAGCCUGUUCAACUACAUGGCCCUCAUCAACUACUCGUCUCAAGCGUUUGUCACGCGGCCCGACCGAUCGGGCGAUCUCGACGACUACGACGACAAGGUUCCCGACCGGGGACAUCCGAUGGGCCACUUACCCACCCGGUACGUCGAGAGCGAGUGGCUGUCGGAUUUCCGGCGACUGACCGCCGAAGCGGCCGUCACGAACCACGAACUCACGAGCAUCAUCUGCCUCGUCGCCGCCAGCAUAUCAAACUCGCAGCCUCUGCCGCCGUACGUGCGCGUACCCCCGCCGAUUCACCUCGCGGACCAGCUGUCCAGGAUCGACCCCGGGAUCCUGAGCGUCCAGCAUAUCAAUGAGCCCUGCUACGCCGCGUUUGCCGUCCUGGAGAUCGCGAGCGUGCUGAUCAUGCAGGAAACGACGGCCGUGCUGGCCAAGGUGAAGGAGCUUGUCGGCGAGGUGGAUUUCAGUCUGCACAUGUCCUCGUCCACGGACACGAGUAGCAGUUCUCUUCCGAAUGGAAAGGGCAAGGCGGAUUGA
Exophiala spinifera is the source of this 3243-nucleotide messenger RNA. RefSeq lists its product as uncharacterized. The record is from RefSeq and is a predicted model, not a curated record. The transcript is spliced from 3 exons. Lineage: Eukaryota; Fungi; Ascomycota; Eurotiomycetes; Chaetothyriales; Herpotrichiellaceae. The coding region runs from base 1 to 3243 and encodes 1080 amino acids.